CGAACUGUUGGCCGACGCACGGCGACGAGUGGCUGCCGAGAGAUCACGGACUACGUUCGGAUACGGAAAUGACGCAUCUCAAAGUUGAAAGCCCUGACAAUUAAAAAAGAGUUCUUUACGGUUAACUCAUGGAGGAGGACGUCUUGAAUGCGCUGCAGAUGCGCAGCGCCUAUCUAUCCGGCGGCUACGAUCGGGACAAGCGAAUCAUAUUCAUUGUGAAUGCAUUCAAUGAUCAACAAUUGUGGAAUCGACGUUGCCUGCAACUGACGCUCGACUAUCUCAAGCGUUCGCUCAGUGCAUCGUUAUUGCAAAAUGGAGUGAGUAUCAUUGUCAACGCCCAGGAGAGCAGCUCGCGCAUAUCCAGGCAGCACGUGCGGCAAAUUUAUGCGCUCUUUGGCGGCGACAUCAGCGUCGAUGUGUAUCUAGUCAGAGCGGAAGGCUUCUGGGAGAAGCACGUGGAGCCAUGCGCCAAGUCGCAGACCAAAGGCGAGCCCCUGGUGUUGUCGAAGGCGCGCCUGGCCAAGUUCAUAGAGCCACACAAUCUGCCCGAGGAGCUGGGCGGCACGCUGCAAUUCAAUUAUGAUCUGUGGCUGCAGCAGCGCAAGUCCAUUGACGAGUUCAGCAAAACCCACGCACAAACUUUGGGCGGCAUGGAGCAGCUGCUGACGCUGCUCAAGUCGCUGCGGCCAGCGGAAGCGGAUGUCGAGCUGAAGAAGUGCGCCAGGUUGCAUACACACGUGCAACGCAGUAUUGAGACGGCGAUUGAAAUGGGUAAUGCGAUCUUGGCGCGCUUUAACGAGGUUUACGAGACGCAAACGACAACGCCACAUGCCGCACCUGUUGCCACAUCGGCAACAGCAACAACGACGGCAACAACAACAACAACAGCCAACGCCCUGUGCCCUGCUAAGCCGCUGCUGCCGCCCGAUCUUGGCUGCGAGCGUGCCCGCAUCGAGCUGCGCCUCAAUGAGAUCGAGAAGAAGCAGACGGCCAUACGCACCGCUUGGCUGGAGCUGUUGCGCGCGCUGCGUGAGGCACGCGAGCUCUGCACACUGGCCGAGGGUGUGGCCUUUGUCACCAACUGGAUUCUCAACCAGGCUGAACAGCUGCUCAGCCGUCAGCGCAGCGUUGGCAGCGAUGUGCGAGCCUCCGAAACCCUGCGUGCGGCACACGAUCAACUGGAGCUGGAAUGCCGCGACACCUACGGCUGCUACGCGGAGCUGCUCUACAAGAUCGAACAGUUCGCUAAGGAGCGCCCCAUUGCCACAUGCCAGGACUUGCUCUCCCAGCGUGACUUUAUGCAGUUCGUGUGCCGUUCGUUUGCCGAGCGCCUGGAACGCCGGCGCAAGGUGCUCAUGACGGCGCUGCGCUUCCAUCGCCUGCUUGAGCAGUUCGAGGAGCAGCUGCUGAUAGCUAACCAAGCAGCCGAUGCGGAGCCCAGCGAAUUGGACUGGCAACAGGCCGAAGCAAUGCUUUCGCAGCUAAAGACCAGCCAACAGCUGUUGGGCAACAUCGAACGCGAACUUGUGCGCGAGGGCGAGAAGCUGAGCGACAUGUUGGCCAUGCCGGUGAAAGAUGCUUUGGGCCGUGACCUCCAGCUGGACUAUAGCAACGACAUUGCCCAGCUGCGUCGACAGAUUGACGCGAGCCGCGAGCGCCGGCAGCUGUGCGGACAGCGACUGGCGCUGCAGCGGCUCACCUUGGAGCAGGUGACCCACAUUCACGGCUACGAGCAGGAGGUGCGCCGUGCACUCCAGUGGCUGAACGAGCUGUAUGCGGUGCUGUUGCGCUGUCACUCCCAUGUUGGCUGCAACAUACACGAGAUCCAGCUGCAGAAGGACGAGUUGCAGGGGUUUGAGGAAACCGGACGGAGCAUUUUCAACUAUGGCUGUCAGCUGCUGGAGGCCGCGCAGACGCUGCGUCUCUGCUGCAAGCUGGAGCAAACGGAGCCGGAGCAAUUUAUGCUGCGACUGCAGCGCACCUGGCACAGUCUGCAGUCCAUUGCCCAGGAGCAGAUGACCCGGCUGCGUGUCUCCGCCGUCUUCCAUCGCAGCGUGGAGGCCUACUACAGGCAGCUGCGCGACCUGCGACCGCUGCUCACCCACGAGCUGGCCGCACAGCUGCAGCAGCAGCGCCAGCAGCACAAUCGCAGCAGCAGCGGCAUCAGCAGCGAUGCGGAAGCCUCGCCAGAGCUCUCCCCAGCUGGUGGCGGAGUUGGGGCACGUCUGCAGCGUCAUCUGCUGGCCCGGGAGCAGCUGCUGGUUGAGGUGGGUCGCAUGGUGCGGCUGGGUCGGCUGCUCAAGAAGCGUCUGAAAGAGCCGUUUGUGCUGGACGCGCUCACGGGCAAGAGCGUUGUGCCGGAUGAGCUGCCGCUGGACUGCAGUCCGAGCCCACUGCACGACAGCGGACGCAACAGCAGCGCCGGCAGCGAGUCCAUCCAUGCGGAAUCUGCCGCCACGUUAACUGUGACGCCAACGGGCAGCAAUGAGCUGGCCUGCGCCGCCAUUUCGCACAAGCUGAGCGCUAUCGCCGAGGUGGCUGAAUCCCUGGAUGCGGUCAUACGAGACUGCAGCGAUGGGGAGCUGGAUCUGUCCAGUGCGACGCACAAAAAGCUCGGCAGCAGUGGCAUGGGCAACGAGGACUGGCAAUCGCGUUCAACGGAAGAUGAAUCCUUUGCCACGGCCUCCGAGGGCAAUUUUACGCCCAAUUCGCAUUCAUCCUCCUUUCAAACGGCCUCGGGUCGCACCAGCUCGUACAUUGGCUCUGCCAAGAACUCCUUUGACGAGGCGGACGAUUCCACGCUGAGCAACUUUGAAAUACCCGAGCUGCCCCAGUCGCCAGUGAACAUGUCCUUUGAGAGCUCCGAGCUAAGCUACUUCUCCGCGCGCCAUCCACAAAAAUGCGAUGAUCAGGACAGCGUGGUGGGCGUGGCAGAGCUGCAUAGCCAAAGUGUGACGCCCACGCCCGAAGAGGAACAACAACAGCAACAGCAGCAACAGCCCAUCGAAUCGGACAGUGAAUUAGAGGACUACGGCCUGGACGCAGCUCACGUCAGUACAGAGUUGAUGCCCAGCGUCUCCACGGCCGUCACGCCGGAGGUGAGUGCCCAGGCAACAACAGCUGCUGCAUGCUCUGCUGGCACCGACAGCGCCGCGCAGACGUCGCCGGCGACGUGGCACCGCAGCAAAUACUAUGAGAAUAUAACGAAACAAACGAUCAAGGGUUUUCUCUAAGAGAUUUGCCCUCGCCCCGAUAUCCAAUAUAUAACCCGCCUAAUUAAGACGCGCCAUUUGCUUUGCUGCUUUGUUCUUGUUUGUUGUUGUUUUAUUUUUCUCAACGUUUUUCUUGCCAAAAUGAAUUUGCUGGCAGUUUUGUUUGAUUUUAUUUCUAAUUUAUUUAUGUUUUCUAUUUUAGCUAUUUUAGCCCAUGAGCUAAACAAAUUCUUUCAGCAUUUGUUUUGUUUUCCUUUAAUUAUUAUUAUCUUUUAAGAGCAGCGCAUGUUUUAGUAUUUAUUUAAAUUAUUAAUGUAGUUUAAUUAAUUAGUCUGUUUUGCUUGCGAUAAUUAGAGAAUUCCAAUAUAAUUUAAACACCAAUUUGCAAUUAAUUUCUUUUUUUUGAGCAGGCACAAUUUGAGUCGGCAAAAAUAUUCAUAUUUGCUUAAUAUUUCUAAUUUUUAAAUCGCAAAUAAGUCACAAAAAGCUAAAUUUAUAAAUAAUUUAUACAAUAUAGUCGACAUAUGUAUUUACAUGUAAUUAUUUAUUGUCUGCUCGAAAGCGUUGCAUAAUUUUAGGCUGCAGCUGGAAAAGCUGGCGUUUAACCCCUGUGCAGUCGCGAGGUUAAUUUGCCACCCAAAACAAAUGCCUAAUUUUAAUUCGACCUGGGUGGCUCAUAAAUGUGAACAAACGCUUUUAAGUGAUUUUAAUUAUAUAAUAUGUGCGCUGUCAGACGGGUGUUGACACACACACACA
This is a messenger RNA of Drosophila novamexicana, 3968 nucleotides long. Its product is annotated as SEC14 domain and spectrin repeat-containing protein 1-B. The record is from RefSeq and is a predicted model, not a curated record. The transcript has 10 exons. Bases 129 to 3233 code for a protein of 1034 amino acids. NCBI's taxonomy places the organism in Eukaryota, Metazoa, Arthropoda, Insecta, Diptera, Drosophilidae.